UGAGUGUGUAAGUGUUAGUGACGUUGGCGUUGGAAAAUGUGCAAAGGGUCGGAUUACAAACCUGAGUUGGCUGACAUUCCAGGCGAAAGAUCAUGGGAUAUCACUAAUGAGACUCGGCGAUCGUGGACAUCCGUGUUGAUACUUCUUGGGAAUGUUAACAGAAUUGUAUGAUCUCUUAUUUCUAAAACAAUCAUUGAGAGCUUCGAUCCAUCGUAUUGGUGUUCUCAUUUUCCCGAUCCUAUCAAGUGAAGAGCCAAUAAUCCUAGGGGAGUUAUGUACCACAUUGGAUCGCACUUGAUGAACUUGGAACAGAGUUGACCCCUAGAGAGAAAGUACAUGAUAUCGAACACGAACCUCUGGAUCAAUGCGUCUAAAUGCCCACAAGCUUGUCACGUCCCAUAUGGCAUAUUCUACACGUAUUUUUCAACUACUUCAUGUUACAAACGACCGAUUGAGUUUAGGUAUCAAAACUAAGAAGCGGGUCCUCACACAAUUUUAGAUCCUGUCAAAGAUCAGCAAACUUGUCUGUAAUCAACGGUGAAUUUGCCAUGGUAGUUACAACACAAGGAUGUUGAAGACGAAUCCCCUUAUUUAGGUCGACUUUGUUUUAUUUAAUCAUUAUUUUCCAAAUGAAACUCUCGGAAAGAGGGUCCGUUGUCGUUUCUUGCUCCUAUCAAUUUUUCGAAAGCGCUCUCGUGACUAAAAACUCUCCGUCAGGCCCUUCAGAUUCUAUACGGUUGAUUGGUGUGUUCAAGAUAUCUGGUUUCUUCUAGGCACACUUCCAUUCAUUGAUAUCAGGACACAUCUUGAGGAAUUCUAGCGUGCCACGUAACCACAAGCACAUCCCACAAAAGAAACUAACAGACAAGAUUUGACAUUCCUCCAUUUGCUUCGCCAAACAUGGAACUCAUCUGUGCUGUUGAUCCAACUGUCAAAGCCGGGAUGCUUUAAGGGCAAAAAGCCGAUAACUAAUUUCCUUUGCAAGAGAUCAAAGGAAGAGGCAAUGCCGAAGAAAUCUUAAUUGAAAACUAUCGGAAAAGGCUGGCGAAAACCGAGAAACAGACCUCAAAACAUCGUUAUAAAUCGAAAUCUGGAACCCAUCGGCAGAUAAGCUCAUCAUCCUCACGUGACCAAAAAAGUAUUUCUUCUCGAGUGAUUGGAUCCUGAAAUGACACGAAGCUCGGCGCUUUCUUCUUGAAUACGGCGGGGGUUUUUUGUUCGAGGAUUACAGACUUAAGACGACGAGGCUUCCUCCGUCAAGUGCUAUGACCCGGAAAGUUGAAUGAUCGAAAAACCUUACCAUACUCAUAAGAAGGCGUCUUGAAAUCGCUUUGUCAGAGCGAUAACAAAAAGCCAGUUACUGCUUCCAUUUGUUUGAGCAACUUGGCGAAGCCCGUCACUCACGAAAAAUCACCGAACGAACCAGUUGGAAUUUUCGUGGAUCAUCGUGAACUCGGAUCAAGCGAAAACGAUUGACUACAGUGCAGAAGAUGUCGAUUCGUCAUUUGUUUUCGCCACUUCUUCGGCGACUUUGUACCUCAGAUAGCCCAGAUAUGUCCUCAACUUCGGCAAACCCGUCCUUGUCUCAAGACUCAGAUUUCCCUCGAGGCCAAAAAUUGGCUGGAGACCAGAAUUUCGCCGAAUCACCGGCCUCAAUCAUGGAGGAGAUCAGAGGAAAACAAGACGAAAGUUGUAGGAACAUCGCCAUGAAUACGUCAUCAAGUCGAUUUGAAAUCAUAGACCCCAGUCCGACAACGAUUGAGACGAGAACAGAACCGCUUUUGGACAGAUCAAAACAGCAUUUCACGGACCUUUCCAAGGAAGUUAUUAUGGAGAAUCAGGAGAAUGUGGAGCCUCAAGACAAUUCAGAUCACAGCAACUCGGACUUACGGUGCCACCGGACAAGCUCCGAACCGUCCUCUAGUGGCCGAUCCAGUCAUCGGAUUAAAUCGGCCUCAGCUUCCCCUCCAUCCUCGGCCCGGACUUCAUUUCAAAGGCGUUCUGAGCGCAGUAUUAAACAGGUGGAGUCGAGUCCACCUUUACAUUCAAUCGCUUUGGCCAACCGGAUUCGAAACCGUCAGAAUAGUGAAGAGGUUCAGCAACUUCAACAACAACAACAACAAACACACGAAGGACACUGCCCAGCAGAAGGCGCUUCUCUUACAGCCCCAUUUGGCCUUGAAAGGGUCAAAAAGGUGAGAAUAACCUUGAGUGAAUUACCACUUGCCGGUCUUGACUUUUGUUUAUCUGCGUUGCGCCAUUGCCCUUUUGGAUCAGGGUUCCUAGUCGUGUUAACUGGGCGCCAAUCUCGUCUGGGAUCACAUUCAUCCAAGGAUGUGUGGCCACAUAUCAUUCGAGCAAGCUCGAGUUGCUUUUUCUUCGGAAAUAUCUUGGCCUCUUUGAUAAAUGAGGAUGGCCUGUACGUAAUCAUGUUUCAUUUUCCAGCGCAUUUAUUCGAAGUGGCUCAAGCCCUGAAGCUCUUUCCAAGGAGGACGCGCGAAAACGCAUGUUAUCCUGGCGAAAAACGACCAAGCUCAGAAAGACGAAACCAACAAAAAGAUGGAACAAAUACUUGAGGAUUGUUUCGAAAGCAUGUCUCGAAUUGACAGAAGUUGAGAAUCCACCCCAAACGACAUCCGCAUUCAGGCCUCAAAUCCAUUGUGCUUCCUUUAAGUUCUACUUGUCAAUGGCCAGCCUGCCGACAUUUGAACGAAUUCUGUGUCAAACCCAAUUUCAUCGCCAAAUGCAAAAUCAUUGUGUUUAUGCAAAAGACCGAGUUAUUCAGACAAUUGAUCAACUGAGCUCUCUUUAGAUUUGUAAAAUAUUUUGAGAAGUAAACCGAAUUUCAUGAUGUACCAUCAACAUUAACGUCACAAAACAUUAAGUCUUCCAAAACUCUCCUUUACAUCAUUUGGUGCAAUUUAUGCGUUAUGUUGGAUUACGAGUCGGCAUGGUCAAAAAACCGCGUCAAAACAGAAGUGUAAAGCUUUGGGAUUUCAUACUACUGCACCCUCUGGUUCUGCCAUGAAGGAGAAUGC
Messenger RNA from Tigriopus californicus, 3038 nucleotides. RefSeq lists its product as uncharacterized. The transcript has 2 exons. Lineage: Eukaryota; Metazoa; Arthropoda; Copepoda; Harpacticoida; Harpacticidae. The record is from RefSeq and is a predicted model, not a curated record. Bases 1491 to 2576 code for a protein of 361 amino acids.